UUUUGAAGAAGAAAAAUGUAGUUAUGGACGCGCCGAACAAUGAAGAAGAUGUCAACAAUACCCAAGAGGGAAAGACGAGUGCUCUUGAGCUCGCUCUUGAGGCUGAGGAGACACCGGAGAAGAAUCCUCUCGAGAUGGCCCUCGAGGAAGCUGACGCUGCGGAGCAAAAAGACGGUGUUAAUGGCACUGUGCCAAUCAUUUCCUCGAACAAAAAGUCGGCCCGUGUGCGUAAAACGGCAAGAGUGGAAGUAGGAAGUGACCACGAUGAAGACGAGGAAGAGGACUCAAAUUCCAAAUCUAGAGUGCAGUUCAAUUCGGCUUUUGUCACCCGCGCCACCGUAAUUCAGGAGAAACAUUCGAAGCGUCGUACCUUCUUGAAGCGGUAUGCCACGAGGGAAGCCCUCGCAGAUGCCAAGCAGACUGCGGACUUCGGCGAUGAGAUCGACCACGACGACGAAUUUGACACGGGAGAGGCAGCAGAUCACGAUGACCAUCACCGUUCGUUCGGACACACAACAACUCACGGUUCCGGAAUGGAGCUGGAGACCGACUCGCUCGGCCCCGCGCGCCGUACGCGCUUGCGGUCGCGUACGUCGAGAACAGUGAACAACACAAAUGAAGAAGCAGAUGCACAGCGGCCAAUGGGCCCGCUACCAAGACAGUCACUAGUGUCCACACUACCUUCCAUACCUGACAGCACCUCUACCAGCACCACUGUCGGAUUUCAGCUUAAUAACGAGAGUGAGGGGACUGCUGUCAGCCGGCAACAUCAGAGAACUUCCGUCGACGCAUCUGGUUCAUCUUUCGCGGUGUCAGCACAGCAACGCAUGGGCAGAAUGUCUCAAGUGUCUGUUUCAACGAGCAGGGCCUCAACGUAUUCGGAAAAUGGCGGCAUGAUGAUUGGACCGACGACGCGCCUGUCAACGGUUGGAGCACGCAAUGUAAGGCUUAGCAGUGAGGGUGAAGCGGACGUACCUUUUGAAGAAGAGGGCCUGGAUGAUGGGGCCGAAACGUUCCUCGACCAAUAUGGUGCAAGAAGGACUGCUCUCGUUGCAAGAAAUAGCGGAGAUUCGGCCUUCUCUACUGUGUCUUCUAGAAGUCGGAAUCAGCUAAAUGCAGCCGCGGAAAGCACAGCCUUCGCUGUAACUCGAGAAGAAGAGGCACUGAUGAACAGUCUGCCGGCUGAGUCGGUUGCCGGUAGCAAAUGGCAGGCCGACAUAUGCGACGCAAGCGCUGCAGUGACUCGCGCUUUGCAGCUCGGGCGAGAGCGCAACUCGAUAAUAUCCUCGGCAUUCUACUCAGGAAACAGUCUUCAAGGAGUAACGCAAGGACAAGCAGGUAGAGCUACAAACAUAAACCAUAUACGGACGUCUUCUUCUCAGGUUAGCGUGGUGGAUUCUGAGGUGGUCUCUUCCCCCGAGCAGAGGAGACGGACGCACGCGGCCAAUGUUGCGUUUGCUCGUGCAAUCGGGAUGGACGUAAACAAGUCAAACGAACUAAAAGCUGCAGAAGGCGAGGCAGAUGACGCUCAGCCGAUGAUGGAAGACGGUGGAGACGAUGACGAACAAGGAAAUGUUGGCGGUGUCGCUGAAAAUGCCAAAGUGACAAGUAGCAGUGCCUCGUCUUCAGCUGUAAAUAAGAGAAAAGCCCCUGUCGAUGGCAAUCGUAGUAGAAGCGAACCUCCGAAAGGUAAAGCUGUUG
Molecule: messenger RNA, 1701 nt
Organism: Amoebophrya sp. A25
Lineage: Eukaryota; Dinophyceae; Syndiniales; Amoebophryaceae
Source: the annotation of a GenBank genome assembly